UGAACCGCAGCUAAUCUUCUUGCCACACCGAAGCAAUGCUAGAUGACGAAGAGAUCCAUCAGAAAGAAAAAACAAAGAAGAAAUAAUUAAGGAAGGAGUAGAAGCCAUGUAGAGAGACAUUUCAAUUAGUACUCGUACAGGGUCCUUUGGGGAAACAUAAAGGGAAGAGGAUGGACCAGGCACUGCUGCACAAGACUGAGGAGAGGGCGUCUUUACUAACAUGGGGUGCCUUCGUGGAAGAGCUAAAGAAGAUGAGCUCCUUGGCAGCUCCGCUGAUGUUGGUGGCGAUGACACUGUACCUAUUGCAGGUUGUAUCAAUGAUGAUGGCAGGGCACCUUAGUGCACUGUCUCUCUCUGGGGUCUCCAUCGCCACUUCUUUCACCAAUGUCACUGGCUUCAGCCUCGUGAUUGGAUUAUCUGGGGGUCUGGAAACUCUUUGUGGUCAAGCUUAUGGAGCAGAGCAAUAUAAAAAGUUCGGAAGCUACACUUAUAGUGCUAUGAUAUCACUCAUUCCAAUUUGUCUUCCCAUAUCUGUUCUUUGGAUAUUCAUGGACAGGAUACUGAUAGCAAUAGGAAUAGACUCUGAUAUCUCAAUUGUAGCCCGCAAAUAUGCGAUUUGUCUAGUUCCUGCGUUAUUUGCCAAUGCGAUUCUUAUUCCUUUGCUUCGCUACUUCCAGUGUCAAAGCAUGGUUCUCCCAAUGCUUUUAAGCAACUGUGCAACUGUAUGUAUCCAUAUCCCUCUUUGUUGGGCUCUAGUUUAUAAAUGGGAAUUAGGGUACAUUGGAGCAGCAUUAGCCAUUGGUUUGUCUUAUUGGUUAAAUGUGUUCUUUCUUGCACUUUACAUGGCGUUCUCUUCGUCUUGUGAGAAAACCCGGGGUCUUUACUUGGAUGAUAUUUUCUCAAGCAUAAAGGAGUUUCUGCACAUUGCUUUCCCUUCUGCUGCAAUGGUUUGCCUUGAGUGGUGGACGUUUGAGCUACUUUUGUUGCUGGCCGGGCUUCUUCCUGAUUCCAAGCUGGAAACAUCUGUUCUUUCUGUUUGCAUGACAACCGUGUCCUUGCACUACUAUGUACAAUAUGGAAUUUCUGCAGCUGGAAGCACUCGGGUUUCGAAUGAAUUAGGAGCAGGAAAUCCAGAGACAGCUCGAGGGGUUGUCCACGUAUCACUGAUCCUUUCAACUACCGAGGCAGUUAUAGUGAGCACAGCUCUCUUCUUCUGCCGCCACAUUUUUGGAUAUGCUUUUAGCAAUGACAAGGGAGUUGUGGACUAUGUUGCUGAAGUGGCUCCCCUGAUUUGUCUCUCAAUUAUCAUGGAUAGCUUUCAAAUAGUACUUUCUGGGAUUGUUAGAGGAUGCGGGUGGCAACACAUAGGUGCCUUUGUCAACCUGGGGGCAUAUGAUUUAGUUGCAGCUCCAAUAGCUGUUCUACUGUGUUUUGUUGCGCAUCUCAGAGCGAAAGGCCUUUGGAUUGGAAUGUUAACUGGGACUACUGUGCAGGCAACAUCAUAUGCUGUCAUAACUGCAUUGAUCAAUUGGCAAAAGCAGGCAUCAGAGGCAAGGAAGAGGAUCUUUGAGGGGACAUGUUCGACUAAUGACGAAUUGCCUUGAUCAAAAUAAAAACCUGACAGAACCAAUGUGCUUGAUGAUGAGUUUGAGAAAUCAGUGCUAUUCUUGUAAUCAUCUUUUUUUUCCGAUUCAUUAUCUACUUGUCUUUCCAUACCAGAACUGGAGAUAAUUCAACUCCAUUGAAGCACAAAAUAACGUUCUUGCCACAUAUAGAAGGCUUACAUAGCAUAUCGAAUUCGACUACUUGGCAACAAGUUUGACCUGGUAAGUAACUACAUAUGUUGCUAGAAACUUUCUGCUGUCGAUAUUUAUUUUCCCGGGAGCGAGAAGGGUUUGUAGCUUAAAGGUUCGUACUCUGCUUCUAACAGAGCAGGAAAUUCCAGUGUCACCAUGUCGGAAUCGUUGCGGAUAUAACAAAUUUGUUUUCAUAAUUUUUUUUUUCUGGGUUGAGCUUAGUAACAUUGGUUAAAGAACGUCUUUGAAGCAUUCCAUUUUCACUCAUCACAUCUCAAGGCGGUGAGGGUAUCCUAAGUUCAGCUUUGAUUAACUCUAUUGAAGUACAUAUUGUCGAAUUUGUAGAAGAAAAUAAGGUUUUGGUUUAGAUUUAUUUUUCUAUUACCUUUUUGUUUAAAACAUGGUUAUAAGCAUAAAAUUUAGUGACUAAGAACAUGAGAAUUGAACAAAUUGUAUUAUAUUUCAAAGUCUACAGAGAAAAAUACAAAUGGUUUAUUGAUCAUAGAAGCACAUCAAUCAUAAAAGUACAUUGUGAUAAAAGAAGAUAAUAUUACUAACAAGUACACCCUUGAAAAACCAUUCUAUAUGUGUGUGUAUACACACACCUCUCUUUCUUGAUCCAUGAAUAGCAGAUGGAUGGCUUCCUGUUCUUUUCCCUUGUGGCAAACAACCUCUUGCACAUCCAAAUCCAAUACUUCACACAUCUAUCUUGCACAUAAGCAAGAUAAGAGGACGGAAGGUUACCAGGUUAUAUAAUAUACGUAUGCAGGCUGAAGUGUAUAGAAUUUUAGUACUUGCUAGUAAGGAGGAGGUGGUGGCCUGUAGGGAUCAAAGAAUGGUGGUGGGGGAGGACCAGGGGGUCCAGGAGGUCCAGGAGGUGGGGGUGGAUGGUGGUGAUGAUGGGGUGGUUGAUGACCAAAGGGUCUUGGCGGAGGCGGUGGUGGUGCAAAAGGAUCUGGUGGUGGAGAGUAAAAGGGCCGAGGUGGAGGAGAUGGUUCAAAACGCUGACGUGGUGGGCUGUCAAAGGGUCGAUGUGGAGGAGGAGGAGGCGGUGCAAAA
Molecule: messenger RNA, 2855 nt
Organism: Populus nigra (black poplar)
Lineage: Eukaryota; Viridiplantae; Streptophyta; Magnoliopsida; Malpighiales; Salicaceae
Product: protein DETOXIFICATION 6-like
Exons: 7
Coding region: 171-1604 (477 amino acids)
Biological process (GO): xenobiotic detoxification by transmembrane export across the plasma membrane
Cellular component (GO): membrane
Molecular function (GO): xenobiotic transmembrane transporter activity; antiporter activity
Source: RefSeq, a predicted model, not a curated record